Molecule: messenger RNA, 2035 nt
Organism: Stegastes partitus (bicolor damselfish)
Lineage: Eukaryota; Metazoa; Chordata; Actinopteri; Pomacentridae
Gene: waca
Product: WW domain containing adaptor with coiled-coil a
Exons: 13
Coding region: 185-1819 (544 amino acids)
Biological process (GO): regulation of autophagy; positive regulation of TORC1 signaling
Cellular component (GO): nucleus
Molecular function (GO): chromatin binding; RNA polymerase II complex binding
Source: RefSeq, a predicted model, not a curated record
GCUGUGUGUCUGAGUGGGAGAUGGACUGAGUGAGGGCGCUCUUUCGACCAGUGCUGCUGAUAGCAUUGCAAUACCCACAAGCUAGGUUGAAAUAAUUGACGAUUUCAGGUCUGAAUCAACAAGAAAAACACAGUACCAUUAUCAGUCUUUCACAUCCCACUCCAAACACACUAACACGGCAUUGAUGGUAAUGUAUGCAAGGAAACAACCGAGACUCGGCGAUGGGUGCGACCGAAGAGAUUCUCAGCCCUAUCAGACUCUCAAAUACUCGUCCAAGAGCCAUCCAGGAGGGGACCACCGGCAUGAAAAGAUGCGAGACUCCUCAGAUGUCACUCCUCCCUGCAAAAUGCUCAGGAGGUCUGACAGCCCUGAAAACAAACACAUCGACAGCACAGGGCACAGCAGAGCAAAGGCUGUCCACACACACCGGGCCAGAGACAGGGAUGGAGGGACCAGUUAUUCUCCGCAAGAAAAUUCUCACAACCACAGUUCCCUUCAUAGCUUCAACUCACAUUCUAACCCCAGCAAGACCUCAGACACACCUUACGAACCUGGUGACGACUGGUCAGAGCACAUCAGUUCCUCUGGAAAGAAAUACUAUUACAACUGUAGGACAGAGGUGUCCCAGUGGGAGAAGCCCAAAGAAUGGCUUGAGAGAGAACAGAGGCAAAAAGAAGCAACAAAGACUGCUGUUGUCAACAGUUUCCCCAAGGACAGGGACUACAGAAGGGAGGCAAUGCAAGCAUCGGCAGCGCCUGGAUUUACUGGUCCUAAGUCAGCCCAGGUGGAGAAACCUGCAGCAGCUCUUGCCACCCAGUCCCAGUCAUCAUCUUCAGGCUCAGGAAGCUUGAACCCCUCAUCGGGACCACCUGGAUCGUCUGCGUCCACAGUACCCGUGUCCCCAGUCCUGCAGUCCCCAGCUCCUCCCCUACUCCAGGACCCCACCCUGCUUCGCCAGCUUCUCCCAGCACUUCAGACUGCCCUGCAGCUCAACAAUGCCAGCGUGGACAUGGCAAAAAUAAAUGAAGUUCUCACAGCUGCUGUCACACAAGCUUCAUUACAGUCGAUGCUUCACAAGAUCCUCACUGCUGGACCAUCAGCUUUCAAUAUCACUACUAUCCUCUCUCAAGCUGCUCAACUCUCUAACCAAGCUCAGCAAUCAAACCAGUCACCAAUGUCAUUAACAUCGGACGCCUCAUCGCCAAGGUCCUAUGUUUCUCCGAGGAUCAGCACACCACAGACCAAUGCUGGUCCUCUAAAGCCCCUCCUCAGCACGCAGCCUGUCAUCUCACAGCCAAAAGUGAGCGCGGUAGCAGCGAAGCAGGCGUCUCACAACCAGCCCACAUCCCAGCAGCCCCUCUCCAGCGAUAAGCAGCACAGUCACGAUGCCACCACGGCCUCCCCACGCACCAUCCAGCGCCAAGGCAGUCAGAGGAGUCCCUCCCCAGGUCCCAACCAUGUCGCCUCCAGCAGCAGCAACGCCCCCAACUCUGCCUCGGCUCCCCCCACGGCCUCAGGAGCCCGGCCCUCCUGCUCCUUCACCCCCACCCUUGCUGCCCACUUCAAUGAAAACCUUAUCAAACAUGUACAGGGAUGGCCUGCCGAGCACGCGGAGAAGCAGGCGUCAAGACUACGUGAAGAGGCCCACACCAUGGGCAGCAUCUGCAUGUCUGAGAACUGCACCGAGCUCAAAAACCUGCGGUCUUUGGUCCGAGUCUGUGAAAUACAAGCAACAUUGCGUGAGCAGAGGAUACUGUUUCUGAGACAGCAAAUCAAAGAACUUGAAAAGUUGAAGAAUCAGAAUUCUUUCAUGGUCUGAGAACUUCUGGUUGCGAGUCGGAGCGGGCGUCGGGGGGUGAAAGAGGGGGCGGGGAGACCCAUUGCACAUAGUUGGAGGCUGGAGGAAGAGCAGUUGUUCAGUUCCUCUUGAGCCCAGUCUUAACACUCACACACAGGAGCUGCAGUCGGGUUGGCUUUGGACCGUUGGGCUGGGAGAACCAAGAGGGAGGAAUGAAGAGCUGUGGCGGGAGGAGGA